GGAGCCCACGCAGUGCGAAGUUGCUGCUUUUGGACCGGAAGCGGGGAGGCGUGCGUCGGCAGCCAGGUAAGGAUGUAUGUUCCAGAAUCUUAAGCCAUGAGUCUAUCACUUAAUGAUCUGCUCAUUUGCUGCCGGCAAUUAGAACAUGACAGAGCUACAGAACGAAGGAAAGAAGUGGAGAAAUUUAAGCGUCUGAUUCAGGACCCUGAAACAGUUCAAAAUCUAGAUAGGCAUUCAGAUUCCAAACAACAAAAAUACUUGAAUUGGGAUGCUGUUUUCAGGUUUCUGCAGAAUUAUAUUAAAAAAGAAACAGAAUGUCUGAGAACAGCAAGAUCAAAUGUAUCAGCCUCCACACAAACCUCCAGACAGAAGAAGAUGCAAGAGAUCAGCAGUUUGGUCAGAUACUUCAUCAAAUGUGCAAAUAAGAGAGCACCCAGGCUAAAAUGUCAAGACCUCUUGAAUUAUGUCAUGGAUACAGUGAGAGAUUCAUCUAAUGGUUUAACUUAUGGAGCUGAUUGUAGCAACAUACUACUUAAAGAUAUUCUUUCUGUGAGAAAAUACUGGUGUGAAAUAUCUCAGCAACAGUGGCUAGAAUUGUUCUCUGUGUACUUCAGGCUGUAUCUCAGACCAUCACAAGACAUCAAUAGAGUUUUAGUGGCUAGAAUAAUUCAUGCUGUCACUGGAGGAUGCUGUUCACAGACUGAUGGAUUACCUUCUAAGUUUUUAGAUUUUUUUUCCAAGGCUGUUCAGUAUGCAAGACAAGAAAAGAACUCUCCUGGCUUAAGUCAUAUCUUAGCAGCCCUUAUCAUUUUCCUCAAGACUUUGGCUGUCAACUUCCGGAAACGGGUGUGUGAAGUAGGAGAUGAAAUUCUUCCUACCUUACUGUGUAUUUGGACUCAACACAGACUUAAUGAUUCUUUAAAAGAAGUAAUCAUUGAAUUAAUUCAACUGCAAAUUUAUAUCCAUCAUCCACAAGGAGCCAAAGCCCCUGAAAAAGGUGCUUACGAAUCAACAAAAUGGAAAAGUAUCUUGUACAACUUAUAUGACCUGCUGGUGAAUGAGAUAAGUCAUAUAGGAAGUAGAGGGAAAUACUCUUCAGGAUCUCGUAAUAUUGCUGUCAAGGAAAAUUUGAUUGAUUUGAUGGCAGAUAUCUGUCACCAGCUUUUUAAUGCCGAUACCAGAUUGGUGGAGAUUUCUCAGUCUUUUACUACACAAAGAGAAUCUACUGAUUAUACUGUGCCUUGCAAAAAAAGGAGAAUAGAAGUAGGCUGGGAAGUGAUAAAAGAUCAUCUUCAGAAGUCACAGAAUGAUUUUGAUCUUGUGCCUUGGCUACAGAUUGCAACCCAAUUAAUAUCAAAGUAUCCUUCCAGUUUACCUAACUGUGAGCUGUCUCCAUUACUGCUGAUACUGUACCAGCUUCUACCUCAACAGCGGCGUGGAGCACGCACACCAUAUGUGUUACGAUGCCUUAUGGAAGUUGCCUUAUGUCAAGGGAAGAAAUCAAACCUAGAAAGCUCUCAAAAAUCAGACUUACUGAAACUGUGGGUUAAAAUUUGGUCUAUUGCCUUUCGUGGUAUUAGUUCUGAACAUACACAAACUGAAAACUUUGGUUUACUUGGGGCCAUUAUUCAAGGUAGUUUAAUUGAAUUUGACAGAGAAUUCUGGAAGUUAUUUACUGGCUCAGCCUGUAAACCUUCAAGUCCUUCAGUAUGCUGUUUGAGUUUGGCACUUAAUAUCUGUGUAGUUCCGGAUGCUAUAAAAAUGGGAACAGAGCAAAGUAUGUGUGAAGUAAAUAGAAGUUUCUCUGUAAAGGAGUCAAUAAUGAGAUGGCUCUUAUUCUACCAGUUAGAGGAAGACUUAGAAGUCAGCACAGAACUGCCUCCGAUUCUUCAGAGUAACUUUCCUCAUCUUGUACUGGAGAAAAUUCUUGUAAGUCUUACUGUGAAAAACUCUAGAGCUGCAAUGAAGUUUUUUCAAAGUGUGCCAGAAUGUGAACAACACUGCCAAGAUAAAGAAGAGUCUUCAUUUUCAGAAGUGGAAGAACUAUUUCUUCAGACAACUUUUGACAAGAUGGAUUUUUUAACCACUGUGAAAGAAUGUGUUGUAGAAAAAUGUCAAUCUUCUGUUGGCUUUUCGGUCCACCAAAAUCUCAAGGAAUCAUUGGAUCAUUAUCUUCUGGAAUUAUCAGAACAGCUUCUAAAUAAUUAUUCUUCUGAGAUUACAAACCCAGAAACACUUGUCCGGUGUUCAAGUCUUUUGGUGGGAGUUCUUGGCUGCUAUUGUUUUGUGGGUAUAAUAAUGGAAGAGGAAGCGUAUAAAUCAGAACUGUUCCAGAAAGCCAAGUCUCUAAUGCAAUGUGCAGGAGAAAGUAUCUCUCUAUUUAAAAAUAAGACAAAUGAGGAAUCUAGAAUUGGUUCAUUGAGAAAUGUGAUACAUCUGUGUACAAGUUGCUUAUGUAGACAUACCAAGCAUAAUCCACACAAGAUGGUAUCCAGCUUUUUCCUACGAUUGUUAACAUCAAAGCUUAUGAAUGACAUUGCAGAUAUUUGUAAAAGUUUAGCAUCCUGUGUGAAAAAGCCAUUUGAUUAUGGAGAAGUCCACUCAGUGAAAGAUGAUGCUGAUGAAAAUCUAAUGGAGGCACAGGGUUCAUCAUCCAAAAGUACUGUGAGUGAUGCAAAUGACUCUGGAGAGAACCAGAACACUGUUGGUGCCAUGAAUCCUUUAACUGCCGACUACCUGUCAAAGCAAGAUCAUCUUCUUUUAGACAUGCUCAGGUUCUUGUGCCUGUGUGUAACAGCAUCUCAGAGCAAUACUGUGUCUUUCAGAGCAGCAGAUAUUAGAAGGAAGUUGUUAGUGCUACUUGAUUCUAGCACACUGGAUCUUACUAAAUCCCUCCACCUACAUAUGUACUUAGUGCUUCUGAAGGAUCUCCCUGGAGGAGAACAUUCAUUGCCAAUGGAAGAUGUCGAUGAACUUCUAAAACCAUUAUCCCAUGUCUGUUCUCUGUAUCGUCGCGACCAAGAUGUUUGUAAAACAAUUUUAAGCCAUGUCCUUCAUGUAGUGACAAACCUAAGUCAGGGCAGUGUGGACACUGAGAGUACAAGGAAUGCUCAAGGACAGUUCCUGACAGUGAUUGGAGCAUUUUGGCACCUAACAAAGGAGAAGAAAUGUAUAUUCUCUGUAAGAAUGGCAUUAGUAAAGUGUCUUCAAACUCUGCUUGAGGCCGAUCCAUAUUCCAAAUGGGCGAUUCUUAAUGUAAAGGGCCAGGACUUUCCUGUAAAUGAAGCAUUUCCACAUUUUCUUGCUGAUGAUCAUCAUCAAGUUCGGAUGUUGACUGCAGGCUCAAUCAACAGAUUAUUCCAGGAUGUGAAACAUGGAGAUUCCUCCAGAUGCUUGAAAGCAUUGCCUUUGAAGUUUCAGCAAAUAGCUUUUAAAAAUGCAUACAUGAAAGCAGAGGCAGCAAUAAGAGAAGCGUCGUGUGAUACUCAGAACCCUGAUCUUCUGGAUGAGAUACAUAAUAGAAAAUCUGUUUUACUGAUGGUGAUAGCUGUGAUCUUGCACUCUAGUCCUGUCUGUGAAAAACAGGCUCUGUUUGCCUUAUGCAAAUCUGUGAAGGAAAAUGGAUUAGAACCUCAUCUUGUGAAAAAGGUUUUAGAGAAAGUCUCCGAAUCUUUUGGAUGUAGAUGUUUAGAAGACUUCAUGGCUUCUCAUCUAGAUUACCUGGUCUUGGAGUGGUUGAACCUUCAAGAUAAUGAAUACAACUUAUCUUCCUUUCCUUUUAUUUUACUAAACUACACAAGUGUUGAGGAUUUCUAUAGGUCUUGUUACAAGGUUUUGAUUCCACAUUUGGUGAUUAGAAGUCAGUUUGAUGAGGUGAAGUCCAUUGCUAAUCAGAUUCAAAAGGAUUGGAAAAGUCUGUUGAUAGACUGCUUUCCAAAGAUUCUUGUACAUAUUCUUCCUUACUUCGCCUAUGAGGGCACAGGGGACAGCAGCAUAACACAGAAGAGAGAGACUGCUACCAUGGUCUAUGACACACUUAAAAGCGAAGACUUACUAGGAAAACAGAUUGAUCAAGUAUUCAUUAGUAAUUUACCAGAGAUUGUGGUGGAGUUACUGAUGACAUUACACGAAACAGCUGAUUGUGAUGCCAGUCAAUGCACUGACCUCGGUGACUUCUCAGGGGAUUUGGAUCCUGCUCCUAAUCCACCGUAUUUUCCAUCACAUGUUAUUAAAGCAACAUUUGCCUAUAUCAGUAACUGUCAUAAAACUAAGUUCAAAAGCAUUUUAGAAAUUCUUUCUAAAAUCCCUGAUUCCUAUCAGAAAAUUCUUCUGGCAAUUUGUGAACAAGCAGCUGAGACAAAUAAUGUCUAUAAAAAGCACAGAAUUCUUAAAAUAUAUCACCUGUUUGUUACUUUAUUACUGAAAGAUAUAAAAAGUAGCUUGGGAGGAGCUUGGGCCUUUGUUCUUCGUGAUGUUAUUUAUACUUUGAUACACUAUAUCAACAAAAGGCCUUCUCAUUUCACAGAUGUGUCAUUGAGGAGCUUUUCUCUUUGCUGUGAUCUGUUAAGUCGAGUGUGCCAUACAGCUGUAACUCACUGUAAGGAUGCUCUAGAAAACCAUCUUCAUGUUAUUGUUGGCACACUUAUACCACUUGUGAAUUAUCAGGAGGUUCAAGAGCAGGUAUUGGACCUUUUGAAGUACUUGGUGAUAGAUAACAAGGACAAUGAAAAUCUCUUUGUCAUGAUUAAACUUUUGGAUCCUUUUCCUGACCACGUUGUUUUUAAGAAUUUGCGGCUUACUCAACAGAAAAUCAAGUAUAGUGGAGGGCAAUUUUCACUUUUAGAGGAAAUUAACCAUUUUCUUUCAGUAAGUGCUUACAAUCCACUUCCACUGACCAGGCUUGAAGGAUUGAAGGAUCUUCGAAGACAGCUGGAACAACAUAAAGAUCAGAUGCUAGAUCUCAUGAGAGCAUCUCAGGAUAACCCACAGGAUGGCAUUGUGGUGAAGUUGGUUGUCAGCUUAUUGCAGAUAUCCAAGAUGGCAGUGAACCAGACUGGUGAAAGAGAAGUUUUAGAGGCUGUUGGAAGGUGUUUGGGAGAAAUAGGUCCUCUGGAUUUCUCUGCCAUAGCCGUACAGCAUAAUAAAGAUACAUCUUAUACCAAAGCUCACGGGUUGCCUGAAGAUAAAGAACUUCAGUGGACCUUGAUAAUGCUGACUAUCCUGAACAAUACACUGGUAGAAGACAGUGUCAAAGUUCGAUCAGCUGCUGCUACCUGUUUGAAAAAUAUUUUGGCUACAAAGACUGGGCACAGUUUCUGGGAGACUUAUAAGAUGUCCGAGGAUCCCAUGCUGACCUAUCUACAGCCUUUUAGAACAUCAAGGAAAAAGUUUUUAGAAGUAUCCCGGUUUGUUAAAGAAGAUGUCUUAGAAGGCCUGGAUGAUGUGAAUCUGUGGGUCCCUCAAAGUGAAAGUCAUGACAUUUGGAUAAAAGCACUGACGUGUGCCUUUUUGGACAGUGGAGGCAUAAAAAGUGAAGUUCUUCAAUUAUUAAAGCCAAUGUGUGAAGUAAAACCUGACUUCUGUCAGACUGUGCUGCCGUACUUGAUUCAUGAUGUCCUACUCCAAGAUACACAUGAAUCGUGGAGAACUCUGCUGUCUACACACAUCCGAGGAUUUUUCACUAGCUGUUUUAAACACUUUUCACAGGCAAGCCGAUCAGCAACUCCUGCAAAUUCAGAUUCAGAGCCAGAGCACUUCCUCCGAUGCUGUUUGGAUAAAAAUUCACAAAGAACAAUGCUUGCUGUUGUCGACUAUAUGAGAAGGCAGAAGAGGCCUUCUUCAGGAACAGCUUUUGAUGAUGCUUUCUGGCUGGAUUUGAAUUAUCUAGAGGUUGCCAAGGUGGCUCAGUCUUGUGCUGCUCACUUCACAGCAUUGCUCUAUGUAGAGAUCUAUUCAGAUAAGAAAAGCAUGGAUGAGCAAGAGAAAAGAAGUCCAACAUUUGAAGAAGGAAGUCAAGGUACAACUAUAUCUAGUUUGAGUGAAAAAAGUAAAGAAGAAACUGGAAUAAGCUUACAGGAUCUUCUCUUAGAGAUCUACAGAAGCAUAGGAGAGCCAGACAGCCUGUAUGGCUGUGGUGGAGGGAAAAUGUUACAGCCCCUUACUAGAAUACGGACUUAUGAACAUGAAGCAAUGUGGGGGAAAGCCUUAGUAACAUACGACUUGGAGACCACAAUCUCCUCCUCAACCCGCCAGUCAGGAAUAAUUCAGGCCUUGCAGAAUUUGGGGCUCUCCCAUAUUCUUUCCAUCUAUUUAAAAGGAUUAGAUCAUGAAAAUAGAGAGUGGUGUGCUGAACUGCAGGAACUUUAUUAUCAAGCAGCAUGGAGAAAUAUGCAGUGGGACCUCUGCAGUUCGGCCAACCAAGAAUUGGAAGGAGCCAGUUACCAUCAAUCAUUGUAUAAUGCUCUGCAAUCUCUAAGAAGCAGUGAACUCUCCACGUUUUAUGAAAGUCUCAGAUAUGCCAGAGUGAAAGAAGUUGAAGAGUUGUGUAAGGGCAGCCUUGAAUCUGUAUAUUCGCUGUAUCCCACACUUAGUAGAUUACAGGCACUUGGAGAACUGGAAACCAUGGGGGAGCUUUUCUCAAGGUCAGUCGCAGAUAGAGACUGCUCUGAAGUAUACUUGAAGUGGCAGAAACACUCCCAACUUCUGAAGGACAGUGACUUUAGUUUUCAGGAGCCGCUCAUGGCUCUACGCACAAUCAUUCUGGAGAUCCUUGUUCAAAAGGAAAUGGAGAACUGCCAAGGAGGAUGCUCUAAGGACAUGCUCACCAAACACCUUGUAGAAUUCUCUAUUCUAGCCCGAACCUUCAAGAACACCCAGCUCCCUGAAAGAGCGAUAUUUAAAAUUAAACAAUAUAAUUCAGCUACUUGUGGAGUCUCUGAGUGGCAUUUGGAAGAAGCACAAGUGUUCUGGGCAAAAAAGGAGCAGAGUCUUGCCCUGAAUAUUCUCAAGCAAAUGAUCAAGAAGUUGGACUCCAGCUUUAAAGAGAAUGAUGCAGGUCUCAAGGUCAUAUAUGCAGAAUGUCUGAGGGUGUGUGGCAACUGGUUGGCGGAAACUUGCUUAGAAAAUCCCGCAGUCAUCAUGCAGACCUACCUAGAAAAGGCGGUGAAAGUUGCUGGAAGUUAUGAUGGCAAAAGCGGUGAGCUCAGAAAUGGACAGAUGAAGGCAUUUCUCUCAUUAGCACGGUUCUCCGAUACUCAGUACCAGAGAAUUGAAAACUACAUGAAAUCAUCAGAAUUUGAAAACAAGCAAGCUCUCUUAAAAAGAGCCAAAGAAGAAGUGGGCCUUCUAAGGGAACAUAAAAUUCAGACUAACAGAUACACAGUAAAGGUUCAGAGAGAACUGGAGCUAGAUGAAUGUGCUCUGCGUGCAUUGAAAGAGGACCGUAAACGCUUCCUGUGUAAAGCAGUUGAGAACUACAUCAACUGCUUGCUAAGUGGAGAAGACCAUGAUAUGUGGGUUUUCCGGCUUUGCUCCCUCUGGCUUGAAAAUUCUGGAGUUCCUGAAGUCAAUGGAAUGAUGAAGAGAGAUGGAAUGAAGAUUUCAUCAUAUAAAUUUUUACCUCUCAUGUAUCAAUUGGCUGCCAGAAUGGGGACCAAAAUGAUGGGAGGCCUAGGAUUUCAUGAAGUCCUCAAUAAUCUGAUCUCUAGGAUUUCAAUCGACCACCCCCAUCAUACUCUGUUCAUUAUACUGGCCUUAGCAAAUGCGAACAAAGAUGAACUUUUGAGCAAACCAGAGGCAACAAGAAGAAGUAGAAUAACCAAAACUGCACCCAAAGAAAGCUCCCAGCUUGAUGAGGAUCGAACAGAAGCUGCAACCAAAAUAAUCCAUACUAUCAGAAGGGAGAGAUGUAAGAUGGUGAAGGACAUGGAGGCUCUCUGUGAUGCCUACAUUAUAUUGGCAAACUUGGAUGCCUCUCAGUGGAGGAAUCAGAGAAAAGGCAUCGAUAUUCCAGCAAAUCAGCCAAUCACUAAACUGAAGAACUUAGAAGAUGUUGUUGUUCCCACUAUGGAAAUUAAGGUUGAUCCCACAGGAGAGUAUGAAAAUCUGGUGACUAUAAAAUCAUUUAAAACAGAAUUUCGCUUAGCAGGAGGUUUAAAUUUACCAAAAAUAAUAGAUUGUGUGGGUUCUGACGGCAAGGAAAGGAGACAACUUGUCAAGGGCCGUGAUGACCUGAGGCAAGAUGCUGUCAUGCAGCAGGUUUUCCAGAUGUGCAAUACACUACUGCAGAGAAACACUGAGACUAGAAAGAGGAAACUGACUAUCUGCACAUACAAGGUGGUUCCCCUUUCUCAGCGAAGCGGUGUUCUUGAAUGGUGCACAGGAACCAUCCCUAUUGGUGAAUAUCUUGUCAACAAUGAAGAAGGUGCUCAUAAAAGAUACAGGCCAAAUGAUUUCAGUGCCUAUCAGUGCCAGAAGAAAAUGAUGGAAGUGCAAAAGAAGUCUUUUGAAGAGAAAUAUGAUACCUUCAUGACUAUUUGCCAAAACUUUGAACCAGUUUUCCGUUACUUCUGCAUGGAAAAAUUCUUGGACCCAGCUGUUUGGUUUGAGAAACGAUUGGCAUAUACGCGUAGUGUAGCCACGUCUUCUAUUGUUGGUUACAUCCUUGGACUUGGUGAUAGGCAUGUACAGAAUAUCUUGAUAAACGAGCAGUCAGCAGAACUGGUACACAUAGAUUUGGGAGUGGCUUUUGAGCAGGGUAAAAUCCUUCCCACUCCAGAAACAGUGCCUUUUAGACUCAGCAGAGAUAUCGUGGAUGGCAUGGGCAUCACUGGUGUGGAAGGUGUCUUCAGAAGAUGCUGUGAAAAAACCAUGGAAGUUAUGCGCAGUUCUCAGGAAACUUUGCUAACCAUUGUAGAGGUCCUUUUGUACGAUCCACUCUUUGACUGGACUAUGAAUCCUCUAAAAGCUUUGUAUUUGCAGCAGAGGCCAGAAGAUGAGACUGAGCUCCAUUCUACCCCCAAUGCAGAAGAUCAGGAAUGCAAACGAAGUCUUAGUGAUAUUGACCAGAGUUUCAACAAAGUAGCUGAACGUGUCUUGAUGCGGUUGCAAGAGAAACUGAAAGGCGUGGAAGAAGGCACUGUGCUCAGUGUGGGUGGACAGGUGAACUUGCUUAUCCAGCAAGCCAUGGAUCCCAAAAAUCUCAGCCGACUUUUCCCAGGAUGGAAAGCUUGGGUGUGAUCUUCAGCACAGGAAUUACCCUUAAACUCAGACUUCAAAAAUUACAUCUCAACCAUCAUAUUUAGAUAGGAAUUAUUCAAGUUAAUAACUGCUUUUGAACCAGUUUUCUACUUGAUUUAUCACCACCCAAAAAUUGGUAUUUCUGCUCUCAUGUGUUAGAAGUAAUAGUUACUCAAGAUCUUCUCCUAGGAUAAAUGCUGACCCUUAAGAUCAUGCUUGUACUGUUUUCAGUAGGAUCACCAAGGUACGCAUGAACUGCAAACAGCAGUAGCAGCAGUGAGCUUUACUUUUGGUGUGCAUUAGGACAAGUUCAUAACUUCUGCUCUAAGAAGUCUUUUUAGUUAAAACAUGUUCCCAAGAGUUGGGCGUUGGUGGCACACACCCUUAGUCCCAGCACUCAGGCAGAGACAGAAGGAUCUCUGUGAGUUCGAGGCCAGCCUGGUCUACACAGUGAGUUUCAUGACAGCCUGCAAAACAAUACAGAGAACCCCUAUCUCGGGGGGAGGGAGAGGGGGAGGUGUUCCCAGACAGUCAUUGUGUGUGCAUACACAUGCACACACACGACUAAGUACUUAAUGAUAUUGUGAAAAGGGUAGGCAUUAAAAUUAUAAUUGUCAAUAUAUCUAUCAUGGGGAACUCACAUUAAAAUAAAUGUUGGGCUGGAGUAUAGCUCAGUGUAGAAAAUGUAUCCAACCUGUCUGAGGCACCAAGUUCAAGACUAGAAUUCCAUGUUAAAGUGGGGGAAGCAUGUUGAAAGCAAAGUAGUAAGGUUGAACAUCCUUAAUUCCCAAGCCCAAAACAUGAGAUGUUCUGGUGUCCAAAACUUUCUGACAUAUUGGGCACAUUUCAGAGGUUCAGAUUAGGUGCAUAGCUAGUCUUAGCUUAUAGUCUGCACAAAUGUUUCACAAUCUGGAAAUGUCUAAAACCAGAAGCAGCUCUGGUCCUCAACAUUUUUAGGAGGAGACACUUAAUUUCAGUCCAGUCCUGGUGGCACACUCCUUUUAUACUAACACUAAGGAGACAGAGGCAGUCCAAUCUCUGAAGUAGAGGCCAGCCUGUCUACAGAGCAAGUUCCAGGAUAGCCAAAGCUACACAGAGAAACCCUGUCUCUAAAACCAAAGCAGAAGAAAUGUUCUGAUUUCAGUUGCAGGGUCACAGCAUCCCCAAGUGAUGAGAUCUAGAGAGGAAGAGCAUGCAGGUGUAGCAAGUGGUACUUAAGUGAGUUCUGUGCUCUUUCUCUUUCAGGCCCUUUGGUAUUAACCAUUGCUGUAUUUUUCUCUUAUGUUUCUCUUAGUUUACAAAUUCUCCAGUUAACUACAUCUCUUCUCCUGUUAACCCAAUUGGAUUCUUUCAAAAAUUAGUUUUCAGGGUUGACAAAGUGGCUCAGUGGGUAAGCGUGCUUGCUGUGAAAGACUGAUGACCUUAGUUCCAUCCCCAGAACUCAUGAAAAAAUGGAAGGGCAGAAUCAACAAAGCUGUCCUCUGACUCCACAUGCUUGCCAUGCAUGGCAUGUGCAUGUCCACACACACAUACUCGCAAGAAUAAACUUUAAUUUUUUUUUGUCCAAAGAAAAAGAUAGAUUUUCAGCUAUGUGACCUGGAACUAACAGAUCCACCUAUUUCUGACUCCUAAGUGUUGGGAUUAAAGGUGUACACCACCACAUUCAGCUUAAUUAACUUUUCAAGUCCUUUCCUGUCACUAUCUUAAACAUCUUAUUCUGUGAUCCCUCUGAUAGUUUUAUUAAGUCAAGUGCUGGGUGUUUGUAUUGUUGAUUUUUGGGUUUAGUGGGCUAAUUUGUCAUUUUGAAAGGUGAACUCAUUUUUGCCCCUUUUACGCGCACGCGCACACGCACACACACACUGUGUGUGUGUGAGAAUCCUGGGUAGCCUAGCUAAAGAGUGAUUCUUUAAGACAGCUUGCUCAUGUCUCAUCCCCAUGGAUGGCACAGACAUUUUCUGGCUCCAGGAGUAGUGUAGAAGAGUGUCCUAGGCUAUGGUUACCUGCUUUCUGUCCUCUCUGUGCUAAUAGGCAGAGUAUUUUACUGGUGUCUUUUCAGUGAAGUCUAAGCCUGCAUGUGUCUCACCAUGGUGGCUGGGUGAAGGGUGGUGCACUUAAUGCCUCUCCCUUGCUGUUCGCCUAAGAUUUUUAGUCCAUAUGUAUACAUAUACACACACAUAUACAUAUAUACAUGGAUACACAUAUGGGUAUUUGUAUAUAUACACACACAAAGCCAAACUCUGUUUCUGAAAACUGUUAUGAAAAUUAUUUUGCAUUUUAACUUUCCUUCUUAGUGUCUUUUGUCAGAGUUGCUUAUGGAUAUUUGGUAUCUACUGUUGUAGUAAACCAAGAGAAUGUAUGAACUUAGAGUGUCUUUAAGAAAAUGUUGACCUCUUCAUAGAUAGAGGAUGAUAUUAGCUGAUAAUGGCUAGCUACAUGAAUUUGUAAUGUGUUUCUGUAGUUAAAUCACCAAAGAGAUUUGAAUUAUAUAAUUGAUCCAUUCUUCACCCUUAAAUUAUAUGCCACAAACAUAUGCUAUUCAGAUUUUAUCAAAGGCUUUGAAAAGUCUAUAUCAGGUUUUUUCAGGUAAACCUAGAAGCAACUAAUUGAAAUGUGAAAAGAUUAAGUUAGAAAAAUAUUUUUGACAGGCUUGAGUAAGAUGGGCAGUUACCAGGAGCCAUUGAGGUUAGAUUUACAGGUAUUAAAAAUCAGGCAUUUCCUUUAUGUAAGAAUCCUUCUGAUUCUUACAACAAAACCUGGUGCCCGGCAGUGGUGGCGCACAUCUUUAAUCCCAGCACUUGGUAGGCAGAAGCAGGUGAAUCUCUGUGAGCUUGACUCCAACUUGUUCUACAAAGUAAGUUCCAGGACAGCCAGAGCUAUUACACAGAAAAACCCUGUCUCACAAAAAAAAAAAAAAACCCAAAUUGUAACAUUGGUGAUAGUAUGUCCAGAGAAAGUUGAAGAAAGGUUACUUGUCUAAGGUCAGAAGACAUUCCACACAAGUAUUAUAUAAACAGUCUCUUCAGUUGAAGAGCUUUUAAUGAAAAGAAUGUGGCAUUCACUGGUCAGUUAUAAGUCAGUGAGAAGCGAAUAGAGAAGCUGCUAGAAAAGGAAGUUAGCUAAUGUGUCUGCAGUGAGGGAGGCAACAGCUCCUCUUCCAACCUUAUGCUCUUUUACCCCCUCAAAAUGCUUCCAGAUCAGGCCCCAAAUCUAAGGUCGUGAUAGUGUCCACUUAAGAUGGGAAAAAAUGUGCACCUAGAAAUCUUUCACAAAUUUAAAUAUGGUGUAAAAGGAACAAAAGCAAAAAGGCAGAACUUUGCACAGCUUAAGGUUUAGAAUAACCAUUUUUAAGAAGGCCAGUAUAAGAUAGAGAAAAGUGCCAUUUCAAGGGUUUUAGUUGCACCUUAAAGGAAUUACAUAUUUUAUAUAGAUUUGUUUAGCACUGUUAAAUGUAUUGUUACAUUGUUACGUGAAUGUUACACUUUUUAUAAAUAAAGAACUAUACAAGUUUAUAUUAA
This is a messenger RNA of Phodopus roborovskii (desert hamster), 12752 nucleotides long. RefSeq names its product ATM serine/threonine kinase (gene Atm). The record is from RefSeq and is a predicted model, not a curated record. Gene Ontology annotation, molecular function: protein serine/threonine kinase activity; protein binding. Lineage: Eukaryota; Metazoa; Chordata; Mammalia; Rodentia; Cricetidae. Bases 97 to 9237 code for a protein of 3046 amino acids. Gene Ontology annotation, biological process: DNA repair. The transcript has 63 exons.